AUGGCCAACAACAACAUACCUAGUCCUGAUCCCUUCGUCCUUGAACAACUGAUUGAAGAUUCCAGCCGCGAACUGACGAAUCGCCGUCGGCAAGAACGUGCUUUUGCCGGACAGAGGCAACAGAUUCAGCACAUUCAACAUGGGCACGGCCUUCAACAAGUCCAGAACGUCGAACAAACCCAUCCUGAAGGACAAGUUCAGAACGGGGAAGACGGGCAGACCCGGCCCCAGACUGAACCAGACCAGCUCCAAGUGGUGAAUGAAACUGAUACCCGAGACGGGCAACCCGCUUCCUCGUUCACCCACACCUCUGGCAGACGAAGAAGCCGUAGCCCAGACGAGGAGGAACAGAUCAACAUUCCCGAGGGCGCUGAUCCAACCGCCAUCCUCCUACUCAAGGAGCUGCAGAAAACCAACCGCCUCAUCCGCCUACAGGGCGACCGCAUCCACGACUUGGAAAGGAAGCGACGAUAUCGCUCCCCCCAACGGAGACGCCAUCGGUCACAUUCCUAUUCCUCUUUGCGGUCUCCUCCGAGGAGAAAUCGCAAGCGCAGUCCAUCUAGGUCUCGCUCCCCCUCGAGAAGAAACCGGCGCCAGCGGUCUUAUUCCCGCUCUCCACCUCGAAAGACUCGGAAGAAUCAGAAACCUGAAACCACUGAAGCCAAGAGUCUCUCACCCGAGCAGGAGCACCGAGGCCCCUCCAAAGCCGUGCAGAAAGUCCGCGAGCAUUCUCCAAAAGACAACCGCAAAAUCUCGGGCAAAGCACGUACUAAAUCCCAGCGGGGCAGACAUUCAAACUCUCCUGAGCCUAGCGACGAAGAAGAUUUCCGCAGUCCCUUGUCCGAGCAAAUCCGGCGUGUUCGUCUCCCCCGGGGGAUGGAAAAACCACCAGCCUUGGACCACUAUGACGGGACCACCGACCCCGAUGACCACAUAAGGAGCAUCGAAGCUGUCAUGGACUACCAUGUGACCUUCAAGGCUUCAACGGAGCUACCACUAAACCAUGGGGUUACGUCGAGCUGA
Vicia villosa (hairy vetch) is the source of this 1023-nucleotide messenger RNA. RefSeq lists its product as uncharacterized. The transcript has 2 exons. Bases 1 to 1023 code for a protein of 340 amino acids. Lineage: Eukaryota; Viridiplantae; Streptophyta; Magnoliopsida; Fabales; Fabaceae. The record is from RefSeq and is a predicted model, not a curated record.